AUGAGAAACUUCGAUAGUACAGAUGAAAAGGACGAUUUGGUAUUGGAUGUCUACGGUGAGAAGCUUCACUGCGAUAGUCAGAUUCUAUCCUGGAACUCUAAGAUCUUCAGAGCUAUGAUCAAAGAGAGCGAAGGGUCUUCUGAAAUCUGUUUGAAGGAUUCGAUUCCAGUCGAAGAUCUUCGAGAGCUUCUUCAUUACCUCUACUCAUCUUGUGAGCCAGUAAAUGACCAUAACUUCAGAGAGUUGCUUCAUUGGGGACACACGUUCGAAGUGAAUUAUAUCGUUCGACUGUGUCACCAAUACAUGGAAUCACUGGUGCUGUCCAGACGUAUAACCAAGGCACUACGAAUAGAAUUUUUCCUUCUGUCUUGGAAAUACUCCGUUGAACACUUGAAGAAUAUUUAUGCCAGCAGAGAAGUUUAUGUUGGACCUCCCAACUGUAUGAAGAAGAUUGUUGAAAAUGUGGGAAUUCCUGGUUAA
Molecule: messenger RNA, 480 nt
Organism: Auanema sp. JU1783
Lineage: Eukaryota; Metazoa; Nematoda; Chromadorea; Rhabditida; Rhabditidae
Source: the annotation of a GenBank genome assembly